Molecule: messenger RNA, 474 nt
Organism: Owenia fusiformis
Lineage: Eukaryota; Metazoa; Annelida; Polychaeta; Sabellida; Oweniidae
Source: the annotation of a GenBank genome assembly
CCUCAUUCAUGUCUUAGUCUUAUGCCAUGGUUUUAUAUACAGUAGUUUUAAGUGCCACAAUUUCACGUGCUGUUGUCUCAUGUGCCAUGGUUCCAUGUGCCAUAGUUUCAAGUGCCAUGGUUCCAUGUACCAUAGUUCCGUGUGCCAUAGUUUCAAGUGCCAUGGUUCCAUGUGCCAUAGUGUCGUGUGCCAUACUUUCAAGUGCCAUGGUUCCAUGUGCCAUACUUUCAAGUGCCUUUUUCCAUAAUUUCAUACGGUGUUACUCUUUGAACUUUGACACAAAAACUGUGCACAUGGCAUACUAUAAAUUAGGUGUACCCAGGGUCAAACCAUCUUUCAAAAUUAUUACAUUUGUACUUUAAAAGUAUGAAUAAAAAUAUUCUUUCUGUGACAGUUGUGAUGUAUGUUUUUCUAUAAAUGUACAGAUUUUGAAAAAUAAGAUUCAUGUUCAAAAGUGAGUGUGGUACAUGGUCU